Molecule: messenger RNA, 2193 nt
Organism: Venustampulla echinocandica
Lineage: Eukaryota; Fungi; Ascomycota; Leotiomycetes; Helotiales; Pleuroascaceae
Exons: 2
Coding region: 1-2193 (730 amino acids)
Source: RefSeq, a predicted model, not a curated record
AUGAAGUGCGAGAUCUGUGAAAAGAUACUAUCCGUCUUGAGGGAACCGCUCAGAGGCGCACCCCGUGGCAUGGUUACCCUCGGAUCAGGAAGAGAAGUUAUCCAACAUUCCCAGUGCAAAGAUCACCAACAACUGAUCAUAUGCGCCUUGGGUCUCGAUUUCAGUCGUCUUCUAGCUGAAACACCCACGAUGGCCGAGAAGGUUGACCUUAUUGAAAUCCACAAGAGUCCAGCGAACGCGGGAGCAAUCAUUACCGCAAAAAUUCCUAAAUAUCCUCAGACCCCUAAAUCUCUUUCCGCUUUAUACAUAGUGGAAAAUGCGGAUAGCUAUGAUUCCUAUAUUAGAGGACGAAUUCUUGAUCCUCAGUGGAUCGAUUCGAACCUUCCCCGGUUGUGGAAGACUAGUUGUGACCGUCUUCACGAGGGUAUAUGCAAGAAUUUCUCGAAUGAGAUUCAGUGCGCAAUAACUCCGGUUUGGCUGGUGGACGUCUGGCAGCAAUGUGUCGUCAAACCCCCUAGAAAUUGCUCUUACGUUGCUCUGAGCUACGUCUGGGGUGACCAUACCACUCUGCAGGCUAUGUGUAACAACAUAUGCCAACUUCAGAAACAAGGCUCGCUUUCUACCAAUCAAGCCGUAACAUCAAUUGCAAGAACAAUUCGCGAUGCGAUAGGAAUCGUGCAGCUACUGGAAGAGAGGUACCUUUGGGUCGACACUCUGUGUAUAGUACAAGAUGACGAAUUGCACAAGUAUGUCGAGCUGGCGAAAAUGGCAGCCAUUUUCGCCAACGCUUCCAUCACUAUUUUGGCAGUUCAAGGGGAGAAUGCCAAUAGUGGCUUGAGAGGAUUCCGAGAGGUCUCCCAACCAAGACAUAUAAAACAAGCCUUCCAUUGGCUCGGCAACGAUGUGCGAGUGGCUCAGUAUCCAAUACAAGCGGAUGGAGGUAAAAUUGAGCUUGCAACCGAUAAAUCUGUGUGGAAAACUAGAGGUUGGACCUAUCAAGAACAUCUGUUUGCAAGAAGGAAACUUAUUUUUGAUGGCGACUCAAUACGGUGGGAAUGUGCUGCAAGUACCUGGCGGGAACAUACCGAAUUAUCUCAUGAACUCAAACCAUGGUGGGGUGAUGAAGAUAUCUACGACUUGUUUGGGUCUUCAAUACCCGACCUUGGAGUGUUUACAACAAUUUUACACAACUACAACAUUAGAUCAUUUACAUACCCGGAGGAUGCACUCAACGCAUUUUCAGGAAUUGCAUCUGCAUUGAGUGCAUCUUUCGAAGGAGGCUUCGUCUCUGGUCUUCCGACAGCGUUGUUCGACCUCGCCCUACUCUGGCUUCCGUACGAGAGACUAGAACGUAGGACUGCGAGGUAUCCUCAGAGACAACACUGUCUCCCAAGUUGGAGCUGGGCCGGAUGGUCAGGGCGUAUCAAUAUGGAACUCGCCACAGAUUUCAUUAGAAAUACGCCAAAACAUUUCAGGUCCGAGAUGCAACGAGUGGUAAGAUUGACAUCAUGGAAAUAUCAUGACACUUUGGAGGCGCCUGGGAAACACAUACACGCUAGCAUCUUUGAUCACAGGCAGUCUUACCUAGGAACUCAAAGCCAAUGUCCCUCAGGUUGGACUCGACAUCCUACUUUGGAAACCCCGAAAGCCAUUAAUGAGGCCCCGGAUCCCCGGUCUCCCCCUUCAUGGUUCUACCGAAAUACAAGACACCCGGAGCUCGAUUUUUGGUAUCCGAUCCCACUUCCGAAUGUUGGAGACUCGUUUCCCAGCGUACAGGCUCUUUAUAUUUCGUGUAAGACGCAGCGAGCUUGGCUUUCCGCAGCGGAGGAAAUUCUCCCUAAUAACGGAUAUCGACCCACCAUAUCACUUCGAGACCAUGCGGGGAUAUGGGCUGGUGUCCUUCUACCACACGAUAAGCUUUCUAUGUUCAGCAAGCCACAUGAAAUGCCAGCAGGUUCUAUUGAAUUAGUUGAAGUUGCUCUAGGACUCUGUAGAGAUAUCACUUCGCCAUGGCCGGGACUAAUAGAGAUCAAACAUCACGAUAGGAUCAAGAAGGGACAGUGGUAUGAAUACUAUUGGGUAAUGUGGAUAGAAUGGUUAGAAGGAGUGGCAUAUCGCAAGGGAUUAGGUAGAGUUUGUAAAGACGUCUGGGAGAGUCAAGACAGGAAGUCGGUUGACUUGAUGCUCGCUUAG